Oncorhynchus mykiss (rainbow trout) is the source of this 2245-nucleotide messenger RNA. Its product is annotated as complement C1r subcomponent. Gene Ontology annotation, molecular function: serine-type endopeptidase activity. The record is from RefSeq and is a predicted model, not a curated record. Gene Ontology annotation, biological process: proteolysis. NCBI's taxonomy places the organism in Eukaryota, Metazoa, Chordata, Actinopteri, Salmoniformes, Salmonidae.
UCAUCUGCACGUUUCGGUUGUCUUUAAUCUGGUUUCCGCCACUCUGUCAAUCUACUUAGUUUGUCGAUAUCUUUCUGGGCCAAGUCAAACAGAGACGUUUUUUAACAUGACUUUUAGACUCUUUAGUCAAACUCCCCACUAAAACAAACAGUCAGCUACAGUACCUGGAAGGCUGAGAGGCUGUGAAAUACAGAGCGAGGUCUUCAGGUCUUACACAGCAGGUUCAUUCACCAUAGUCUCUCCUGUCCAAUCACAGUCAUGGACUGGGUCUAUUCAACACUCUGGCUGCUGGGUGUGUCUGUGUGUGAGUUUUGGGUUCCAGUCUCUUCUGCAGUGAUUGGCUGUGGGGAACCUGAACCGUUGCCGAAUGGAAGGGUGACGUUCAUAUCUGGCUCUCAGAACCAGCACCUCUCAGUCAUUCAGUACCAAUGCAAUGAGCAGUUCUACAGUCUUCCUGAAGGACAUAAUGGAAACUUCACAUGUUCAUCAGACGGAAAGUGGAAAGACCACCUGAACAGCUCACUGAUUCCUCAAUGUAUCCCAGUGUGUGGUUGUCCUACAGUGAAACUUUCAGGAUUUGGAAGGAUUUUGGGGGGAGAGCCAGCUCCAGCUGGAUCCUUCCCCUGGCAGGUGUUGUUGACAGGUAAUGGUAGAGGAGGAGGGAUAGUUAUCGGGGACCGCUGGAUCAUGACUGCAGCACAUGUCCUAGAUCGAUAUCACUGGGAGUUUCCUAAGGUAUAUGUUGGACACAACAAUGUGGAUGAGCUCAUCCAGUCUCCACCUCUUGAGGUCGCCUCUCUCCAUAUUCACCCUGAAUACAACAAUAUAGGUGAUGUAAACUACGACCAUGACAUCGCCCUGAUCCAUCUCAAACAUCCAAUCACAUUCAAUGCUCAUAUCAUGCCACUGUGUCUGCCAGCAAAGGACGCUAAAUAUCCGACUGGGCGGAAUGGCUUAAUUUCAGGAUUUGGCAACAAAGAGCGUGAUAUGGCUACCAAUAACCUCAUGUAUGUUCCUCUACCUGUGGUGAACCAGACAAUCUGUAGGAAAUCUAUUGAGAAGGUGAAAAAUGAAAGAAAUCUCAGUCUAACAGACAACAUGCUCUGUGCUGGGAAUUCUGAGGGAGGCAAGGACUCCUGUACGGGAGACAGUGGAGGAGCGUACAUCCUGAAGGAGGGUGAUUAUUUCUGGGCAGCAGGGAUCGUCAGCUGGGGGAUUAACUGUGGAGAGCCUGGACAAUAUGGGGUCUACACCCGUGUGGCUAACUACGUAGACUGGAUCAAGAAGACCAUAGAGGAGGAAGAGCAAAAAACAAUCUGUGGAAGACCUAUGGUGUCCAUAGAAAUACACCAAAGGAUUCUGGGAGGAGAGGUAGCUCCAAAAGGAACAUUUCCCUGGCAGAUGCUUCUCAGUGUGGAAGGAGGCCGAUCAGGAGGGAUGGUCAUCGGGGACAGGUGGAUCCUGACUGCUGCUCAUGGCCUGGUGCAUCAACAUAACAACCAAGUCAUCAAGAAGAGUGAAGUUAUGGCAUACGUUGGCGACAACAAUGUGGAAAACCUCCUUCAGUCUCCACCUCUUGAAGUGGCCUCUCUCCAUCCUCACCCUGGGUACAGUAACACAGACGGUUUAUCCUUCAACCACGACAUUGCCUUGAUCAAGCUUCAACACCCACUCACAUUCAGUAGUUCCAUCAUGCAAGUGUGUCUGCCUGCAAAGGGCGCUGAAUACUCCACUGGAAGAGUUGGCUGGGUUUCAGGGUUUGGCCUCAAAGAUGAUGAUGAAAAGCCCAGUAACCUCAGAUAUGUCCGGAUUCCCCUGGUGGACCAGGCGAAGUGCAGAAGCUCUAUUGAUGAGGUGAGGAAGAAGAAGAGAGAAGCCCCUGAUUUGACAGACGGCAUGUUCUGUGCCGGGUUACCAGAGGGUGGAAAGGACACCUGUGCAGGGGAUGGUGGAGGGCCGUAUGUCCUGAAGUAUGGGGGUGUUUUCUGGGCAGCAGGGAUCGCCAGCUGGGGAAUUGACUGUGGAGAACCAGGCCAAUAUGGGGUCUACACCCGUGUAGCUAACUAUGUAGAAUGGAUCAAGAAGACUAUGGAGGAGAAUCGAAAUUAGGGCUGUAUAAAUUAUGCAAGAAAUGUUUGAGUUUGUCGAGGAUAGCAGCAAAUAUACAAUAUAAACACAAUAUAUGUUUUUUUAUUGAAUUAAGGGUUUUCUGUAACUGGAGCAUAUUAAAUACAUGUUAAGUCUG